AGGCCUUGAUCAUCUCCCCCGUUUCGCGAAGCUCCUCUUUCUCUCUCUCUCCUCUCUCGCUCUGGCGCUAACCCUAACCCUAAUCAGAUUCGGAUUCCCUUGGGGGGCUACAUGAGUGGAGCGGUUCUCUCAAAUCACCCACUGGGGUUCCCGAUCACUGUGGCUCGACCAUAGAGGAGGAGGUGGAGCAUCUCGAUCGCCGCAGCCGCGUCUUCUUCAAUUGCGACAUCACGAUUCAGAUUUGGUCGGAUCUCUCUUCCGCCCUGCCCUAUCUCCUCUCCUCUCUGUCUCCGUCUCCGGCUAUACCCUAGUCGCCUCCGGUUCUACUCCGCCAGCGCCUGAACCCCUUCGAAGGCUCUUCCCGCCGGAGCAACCUGCUGCACCUUCUACUCUGUCAGCGCCUGAGCCCUUUCGUAGUCGCUUCCCGCCGGAGUUCCACCUGCACCGCCGAGUGUAACGGCUGGACCUAUGAGGAGCAGGGAGAAGAAUGGUGAGGCGGUGUGGAGAGGAGUUCGGUAGCGAGAUUAGGGCAAGGGAGGAGGUCUCCGACAGAAUCUAGUAGUGGUCAAAGGGUUGCGGCCGAUCUGUGAAGCACCAUCAUCCCCGCCGCCAUCCUCUCCUCAGCGAAUUCUCAUCAUCGGCGGUUGUGGCGAGUCCGGGAUAUAACACCGAGCUCGCUCCUCUCCACCCUGCUGUUGCCCUUAUCUCUACUCUUACUGUGUAAAGUUGACAUUUUUACUACUACUCCUUUAACUACUCUACUCCUUUAUUCUUCAGGUUGUUACAAGGUUACAGGCGUGAAGAGAAAAUGUAUGGGAGACGAGCAUCCCAGCUUUUGAAGGAGUUAGGCUCCUGCGAAGCUGGACAGCUCACACCGUUCGAUAGUGAUUCAUUUGAUCAAGUCACUAAGGAAUGUAACAAGCAUAAUCUGCAGCUUCAGUCGUUGAUCAGGAAAAUCGAGGAUCAGAACUUAGACAUACAAACGACUAGAAAUGAGGAUCACUUUGGUGCAGUUAUACAUCAUCUUUCUUUAACCCGUAACAAAAGAUGUCUCAUGGCUUACAUGUACAACCGCGCAGAAGUCAUUCAGAGCUUCAGAUGGAAAGUGGGUCCUGUUCUUCCCCAAGAAAUUCAAGAAAAACUCAAUUAUUCUGAGGAAGAGUAUUUCAAAAGUCACUCUGCUGCCAUAGAGUCCUACAUGUCCGAGCUAGAUCUGGAUUUGACUGUGGAUAUGGUACCUCCCAAGGAUCCUUAUAUCCGUGUUAGGGUACUUGAUGACAUCGGAGAAGUUUGUCUCGGCGAUCAUUCGAUAUCUCUGACUAAGCACUCACUGCAUUUUCUUAGGCGUACAGAUGCUGAGCAAUUUAUAUCCCAGGGUCUGAUGGAAGAGUUUCUGGAGUAGAAUCUUCAGUCAUGACAGACGAUGGUUGCACAUGCAAGCUUUACUCUUCUCUUUCAGUUUUUUGAGUGGAACCCGUCUUUUUCAGGUUGCACGUGUAACAACACGAAUUGUUUCUAUGCUUUUAUCAAAAUCCACACCAUUACGUGCAGACAAACAUAUACAGUUUCUUUUCCGUGUACGUUCAUCACCGGCGGAUAAAGCUCAGACUGACAAGUUUUAAGGAUGCAGUAGGUCUCAUGUAUAAUUCCUAAUUCUACGCAUAAUUUUAAAUUUGCACUCGAUUUCGUGUAAAAUUUAUAAUUCUAAUAACUGAGCUUUUACAGCGGUAAUGCUUGUACUGCAAAGUUUGAAUGU
Messenger RNA from Ananas comosus (pineapple), 1756 nucleotides. RefSeq names its product DNA replication complex GINS protein PSF1. Gene Ontology annotation, biological process: DNA strand elongation involved in mitotic DNA replication; DNA replication. The coding region runs from base 809 to 1402 and encodes 197 amino acids. Gene Ontology annotation, cellular component: GINS complex. NCBI's taxonomy places the organism in Eukaryota, Viridiplantae, Streptophyta, Magnoliopsida, Poales, Bromeliaceae. The transcript has 8 exons. The record is from RefSeq and is a predicted model, not a curated record.